CAGACAUUUUCCGGGCAGUACAUUCAAGCUUUCUUCCAUAAGAUCCGUCAUCAUUUCUCACGGAGGGUCCAUUAGCGGAUCCACAAGAGCUUUCGUAUCGGGUUCAACCAGAGUUUCGAUUUCAGGAUUUUCUUUUCUUCCUGGAGAUUCUUCCUUAGGCUAUACCACUUUUGAUAUUCAGGUCCCGUUUGGCGGUACGGUGUGAAAUGCUGCCCCCUAUCACACUCCAAGCGUGGUGCGCAAAUGCCAUAUCGGGCCUUCUGAGCCAGGCGGCGUCCACUCACGUUUCUUGUUGUUCUUGGCCCGCUUUCAGCCGCGUCUGGGCCGGGGGGCGCAGAGUAGCAUUGUGGGAAGUCUGGGACUUGCCCGGGGAGGAAGCGGCGAGGUGUGAAGUGCAACAUCCACGGCCAGCCGCAGACUUUGGGUCCCGUUUAGAAGUUCCAGAAAGAAAAAAAAAAGCCUGCUGACUCAGGAGGAAGAGGAGGAGGAAGAGGGAUGCGGGGAGCGCACACCUUACCUCCUUUUGCGCCCUCCCCCUCUCUUCCACGCUUUCUUGCUCCCGCACUGGCGUCUCCUCAUUCAACGGCAGACACGCACAACACAACACCGCCGAUGCGUGUGCGUGCGCCCGGACGCACACGCACGCACGCACACAUGCGCACGACACACGUUUACACACACUGAGCGGCAUCCUCAACGCAAAGCCAGACGCCCUUGGACUGCAGCGGGGGAGGUGAGUGAUGCGUUCCUGGGAGACGUAUGGUGAGACCGCCGUGGUCCUGCUGGCUGUCGUCACGCUGAUGAUGUCCGCGGGACGCCUCGCCACCACGGCCAUCGCGCCGCUGCAGGAAGAAGGCGGUGUGGCCUCCAACAGCCUGGAGGAGCUCCAGGUGACGGCGUUCUGGUGGGGCGAGUGGGCCAAGUGGACGGCGUGCACGCGCACCUGCGGAGGAGGCGUCAAGUCGCAGGAGAGGCACUGCCUCAAGCAGAGAAAGAAAGUUGCAGUGUUCAAGGACAACAUGACGUGCUCGGGAAUCUCCAAGCGAUACCACCUGUGCAACACGCAAGACUGUCCGGCCAGUGCCCGAAGUUUCCGCGAGGAACAGUGCUGGUCCUUCAACUCGCAGCUCUACAGUGGCCACAGCUACCAGUGGAAACCUCUCUAUCCGGACGACUACGUGCACAUCUCCAGCAACCCGUGCGAUCUCCACUGCACCACCGCCGACGGCCAGCGUCAGCUGAUGGUGGCGGCGCGCGACGGCACGUCCUGUAAAUACAGCAGCUACCGCGGAGUCUGCGUGGACGGUAAGUGUGAGCCAAUCGGGUGCGAUGGCGUUCUCUUCUCAUCGAACACGCUGGACAAAUGCGGAGUGUGCCAGGGCGAUGGCAGCAGCUGCAGCAGGGUCACCGGAAAUUUCCGCCGUGGGGCCACCACGCUUGGCUACGCCUUCAUCACGCAAAUCCCAGAAGGAUCGUGGGACAUCCAGGUCAUCGAAAGGAAAAAGUCAGCCGACGUUCUCGCCGUGACCGACCAGGCGGGGAACUUCUUCUUUAACGGCGCUUACAAAGUGGACAGCCCUCAGAACUUCCACGUGGCGGGUACCGUCUUCAAAUACCGCCGCCCCAUGGACAUCUACGAAACGGGCAUCGAGUACAUCGUCGCCAAAGGGCCUCUGGACCAGCCGGUCAACAUCCUGGUGUGGAAUCAGAACGGCCGAACGCCGUACAUCACGUAUGAGUACACAGUCCUGAGAGACUCCCUGCCAGUUGUGCCGCCACCGCCCAUCUACACGGGCGCCGACAGCUCCGCGGAGGCCGGGCCCUUGCCGGCGCCAAACGCCAGCCGCUACGACGGGGGACGCCGUACGGACGGCGGCACGCAGCAGGAGACCAACGAAGUCUACGAGGAGACGGCGCACAUACACUGUGACACCAACACGCACUACGCAGACGGCAACGGCAGCCAUACGGGGAGCACCGCCAACCCGAUACCAGUCGACGUGCCACUGGACCCCGAGGCCGACGCCCCCAACCUCAUCUGGAGGGUUCUUCUGGAAGAACGUGUGGGCCAAGACGAGCUGCUCAUCAAUAUUUCCACCAACCAGCUGCUGGAAACGGAAGGAGAUGACUUGUUCUCGGCUGAGGCGGACCCAGGCGACCCGGAGUCUGACGGACCGCUCGGACACAACCGGACUCUGCAGUUCUCGCUCGGACGAAAACGCAACGACAGCGGGGCAGACGUAUUCUACCACAACAAGACGCUGCACGCCAUGACCAGGGCCGGCGCCCACUCCAACAGAACCAGGGGGAACCCACGGCUCUACCAGAAGAACCUGAAGCUGAGUCCGGCCGACAUGUACCGCUGGAAGCUUUCCUCCCAGGAGCCAUGCAGCAUGACCUGCUCCAUUGGCGUUUCCAGGUCCUUCGUCACGUGCAUCCGCUACGAUGGCGCGGAAGUGCACGACAUGUACUGUGAUGCGCUGACCCGACCGGAGCCCGUCCACGACUUCUGCAUUGGCCGGGAGUGUCAGCCCAGGUGGGAGGCCAGCAGCUGGAGCGAGUGUUCGCGGACCUGCGGCGAGGGCUUCCAAUUCCGGCAGGUCAGAUGCUGGAAAAUGCUGUCACCCGGCUUGGACAGCUCAGUCUAUAGCGACCUGUGCACCGUGGCCGACUUGGAGAGACCCAUAGAGAGGCGGCCUUGCAAGAGCCCCGCUUGUGGCCCGCAGUGGGAGGUGGCCGAGUGGACCGAGUGUUCCGCCAAGUGUGGCCGAAAAGAUCAAGUGACCCGGGAUGUCCGCUGCUCCGACGAAAGCCGCCCGUGCGACCCCGCGACCAGACCGCCCAGCAUCAAGAACUGCACGGGACCGCCCUGCGAACGCCACUGGACCGUGUCUGAGUGGGGGCCGUGCUCUGGCCCGUGCCCGCACGGGAGGAUGGUGCGCCACGUGUACUGCAAGACCCCCGAUGGCCGCGUGGUGGCCGAGGACCAGUGCCUCGGCGAGGAGAAGCCGCUCGCUGUCCAGCCCUGUGGGGAGAGGGAUUGCCCCGCCCACUGGCUCAAUCAGGACUGGGAAAAGUGUAACGCCACUUGCGGCCGCGGCGUCAAGCGCAGGGUCGUCCAAUGCGUGGGCAUCAGCGGCGGCAAGUUCCUGGUCUUGGACGGGGAGGCGUGCGGCGCCGAGGAGAGGCCCGAAGACGAGAGCACCUGCUUCGAGCGCCCGUGCUUCAAGUGGUACACCACGCCCUGGUCCGAGAUGAAAGCUGCCAGGACCGGCCCACGACCAACUGCCUGCUGGCUCUCAAGGUCAACCUGUGCAGUCACUGGUACUACAGCAAGGCCUGCUGCCACUCUUGCCACUCCCUGCGACCGCCCACUUCCUAGAAGCCCGACCCCCCCUGCGCCGCCUUCCGCCGGAACUUGCCGCUCAGGCGCGCGGAUUUUCUUCGUCGGGGUGCAACGUCGAAACACAACGUCAGCGCACCAAAAGUGGCUCACGCGGGGCACGCCCACUUUUUGGGUCCAUACCGGCACCUUUUGAGUCUUUCACUCUCCCACUCCCCCCCCCCCCAUUGUGCUCUCUUUUGGGACCUCUCUCUCUCUCUCUCUCCCCGCAUGCCAUCAUGCCUCCCAUUUUUUGCCCAGGCAGGCACGGGCGUCUCUUACUCGGGCCCUUAAUUAAACUUGAACCGACACGAUGACGAAGACGAAAACGAAGGUCCUCCCACAACCUGAAAAGGGAAUGCUGAGCGUCUCUCUGACCGAGACGAUUCUUCCAUUCGCUUCUUACGUGUUAUUUAACGGCGGCAGUGAGUGGAAAUUUGCAUAUCGGCGUAUUUAUUAGUCAUCGCACAGAAAACACAAACGCACUCACACACACACACAUACGCACACAUAAAAAGAAAAAAAAGUGUGUGUGCGUGUUAUGUUAGCACGACCACCCGACAUUUCUUUGUCGGGUGCCAAAAAGAAGAGUGGGG
Molecule: messenger RNA, 3978 nt
Organism: Hippocampus zosterae (dwarf seahorse)
Lineage: Eukaryota; Metazoa; Chordata; Actinopteri; Syngnathiformes; Syngnathidae
Gene: adamtsl2
Product: ADAMTS-like 2
Exons: 18
Coding region: 741-3539 (932 amino acids)
Biological process (GO): extracellular matrix organization
Cellular component (GO): extracellular matrix
Source: RefSeq, a predicted model, not a curated record